AUGUCCUUACACAACCAGGAAACCCGCCUCGAGAUUGAGAUCUCCUGGGCACACCCCGCAACUAGUACCCUUUAUGCAGAAAUAGUCAAUGCACUCCUAGACAGCGGAACCGAGGACUGGGUUAUGUCCUGGAACUGUAUCCAUCGUCUCAAGAUCCCAACCCAACCUCGACCUAAGCCUCUCAUCAUCAGACAGGCCGAUGGUACCCCUAUGCCUAACUCUGGCACCCACAUCACUCAAUCUCUUACCCUCCGCAUCGGCAACCAUCUAGACAGAGAUAUCGUCUGUGAGGUUGGCUCGUUCGCAGGAGAAGACCUCGUCGUACCACAUCGAUGGCUCAAGGAGCAUCAACCUACCAUACAUUGGGGUCAGAAUAAGGUCACCUUCGACAACAUCUAUUGUCAAAUUAAGGGAUACUUCAUGACCAUAUAUGACAUAUACGAAGAAGACCCAGAAGAGCUCGUCAUCAGACUGUUGAGGUCGUCAACCGAGACACAGAUGAUGAUCGAGGAACACCCCUUCUGGGCAAGGGAAUCGGUAAACGAGGCUCUCGUUGAUGCUAUACCAAUGGAGUAUCAGGACUUGGUCAACGUCUUCUCCAAGGAAUGA
This is a messenger RNA of Morchella sextelata, 609 nucleotides long. RefSeq lists its product as uncharacterized. Lineage: Eukaryota; Fungi; Ascomycota; Pezizomycetes; Pezizales; Morchellaceae. The transcript has a single exon. The record is from RefSeq and is a predicted model, not a curated record. The coding region runs from base 1 to 609 and encodes 202 amino acids.